AACGAAGGCAGAGUCCACAUUGCUUUUUUGAACAAAUGGAUUGAAUUAUUAUUGAAAGAAAUCCCAAUCGUCACAACAUGAUAGGUCGUCUAGCUAGUUUUUCCAUGCAUGUAAGAAGCCGCCAUUGACGAAGACCUUAAAGAACAUCUAGCCAACUCUAUAAAACAUAUCAUUUCAUUCAUUUGGUUUUUCCAUAUACCAAAUACAAGUUUUUCAUAGGUGAUCCUAUCUUGAUUUCAACAAUGAGUUACGACAGCAACAAGUAUCAAGAUUCAGAAGGAGUAUAUCCUCCUCCUCCUCCUCCUCCUUGUCCACCACCAAUGCAAGGGUACUAUGAAGCCGGUCCUCAUGUGGCACCACCUCGAGUUAGUGACCCUAUGAAAUAUGGUCCUCAACACCUCCAACAGCCACCUCCUCCAGAAAGAACUAGUCAGAGGGAUGAUGACUUUGGCACAGGAUGUUGCUGCUGCUGAAUCUAGAACGCGUGCUUUGAAGGACUAUCAAUGAUUCUCUGUAAAAUUUGCAGCUUAUAAUUGUUUUUCCCUUGUGUUUCUUGUUGGAAAUAAUAAUCAUUUUCGCUCUUUUUAUGUCA
Populus trichocarpa (black cottonwood) is the source of this 592-nucleotide messenger RNA. RefSeq names its product protein CYSTEINE-RICH TRANSMEMBRANE MODULE 10. NCBI's taxonomy places the organism in Eukaryota, Viridiplantae, Streptophyta, Magnoliopsida, Malpighiales, Salicaceae. The record is from RefSeq and is a predicted model, not a curated record. The transcript is spliced from 3 exons. Bases 243 to 473 code for a protein of 76 amino acids.